Molecule: messenger RNA, 1246 nt
Organism: Glycine soja
Lineage: Eukaryota; Viridiplantae; Streptophyta; Magnoliopsida; Fabales; Fabaceae
Product: hydroxyphenylpyruvate reductase-like
Exons: 2
Coding region: 96-1037 (313 amino acids)
Cellular component (GO): cytosol
Molecular function (GO): glyoxylate reductase (NADPH) activity; NAD binding; hydroxypyruvate reductase [NAD(P)H] activity
Source: RefSeq, a predicted model, not a curated record
GAAUGAGUGACGCAGAGAGUGUCUGACUCCGAGUCUGUCUUUGUUGCGUUUCGAGUGUCUGUGGAAUCCCUAACCCUAAUUUAUUGUGUGGCGAAAUGGGAUCAAUUGGGGUACUCCUGGUGGCUCAGGUGAUACCGUACCUGGAGCAAGAGCUGGACAAGCGCUACAAGCUGUUUCGGGCGUAUGAUCAGCCGCAGACGGCGCAGGUUCUAAGCCAGCACGCGAGCUCGAUCCGUGCGGUGGUCGGAAACUCGAACGCCGGCGCCGACGCGGAGCUGAUCGAGGCGCUGCCGAAGCUGGAGAUCGUGUCGAGCUUCAGCGUGGGAGUGGACAGGAUAGACCUGGACAGGUGCAAGGAGAAAGGAAUUCGCGUCACCAACACGCCGGACGUGCUGACCGAUGAAGUCGCCGACCUCGCUAUCGGAUUGAUGCUGGCGCUGCUCAGGAGGAUCUGCGAGUGCGAUCGUUAUGUCAGGAGCGGCAAGUGGAAGAAAGGGGACUACAAACUGACCACUAAGUUCUCUGGGAAAACUGUUGGCAUUAUUGGGCUAGGGAGGAUUGGUCAAGCAAUUGCUAAGAGAGCUGAAGGAUUCAACUGCCCCAUAUGCUACUACUCUAGAACUCAAAAAAGAGACUCAAACUACAAGUACUAUCCUAGUGUUGUAGAACUGGCAUCUAACUGCGACAUACUGGUAGUUGCUUGCCCACUGACGGAGGAAACUCAUCACAUCAUCAACAGGGAGGUGAUCAAUGCACUGGGUCCCAAGGGUUAUCUUAUUAACAUUGGACGAGGCAAGCAUGUUGAUGAGGCAGAGUUAGUGCCAGCUCUGCUAGAAGGUCGUUUGGGUGGUGCUGGGCUAGAUGUGUUUGAAAAUGAGCCUACUGUUCCAGAAGAGCUAUUUGGGCUUGAAAAUGUUGUCUUGUUGCCUCAUGUCGGAAGUGGCACAAUAGAAACUCGAACUGCCAUGGCUGACCUUGUCCUUGGAAACCUAGACGCUCAUUUCCUUGGAAAUCCACUGUUAACACCCUUGGUUUAAUCAAUAUGCCAUCAUGGAACUACCAGGACUGAUUGUCCCCCUGCAUUACUACCGUUUAAUAACUUUUUGUGACAUGGAAAUUGAUCAUUGUAAGAGCUUCUUCAUAUUUGUGCUGGUGCUUAAUCUAUUGUAAACAAUGAUUUAGUUCACCUUCAUUGUGACAUCUUAAUAAGAUUAUCAAUCAUUCAAUAUUGAUCGACUUAACUUAA